AUGACUAGAAAGACGCCUAGUCAAAGACUGUUCAACAGCCAGCCGCACUCGGUUGACUGUGUUCCAAAAAGAGGCUUGAAAAGGAAAAUCGAGGAUUCGUCUCUGCCCCCCAAGCGAAGCCGGGCUCUUGCGCCGCCACGAGCCGGCAAUGCCGGCGAAGUCCCCAACAACGCACACAAUCCUGCAGACCCUUGGUCGCCCGAACGCAACGCUUCAGAGAACACCGGCAAACCAUCUGGGCCGGCCCCUCGCUCGUUCGAACCUCGCAGCCCUGAAGUCGACCAGACAGGGGUCUUAAUAAAGCAGCCGGAAACACGCCCAAUAUCCCAGGAACAGCUCGUCGCCGAGGUCAAAGGCAUAUACGCUGGCCUUUUGAUGGUCGAGAGCAAGUGCAUCGAGGUCGUCAAUGCGCAGGGUACUAAGGAGCCGCGGCCGAAGCUAAAUAACGAGCAGUGGCAAGCUUUGGUCGCGCUCCACCGAACGCUACUUCAUGAGCACCACGACUUCUUCCUGGCAUCGCAGCACCCGUCCGCGAGCCCCGCGCUGAAGCAGUUGGCGAGCAAGUACGCCAUGCCGGCGCGCAUGUGGCAGCACGGCAUUCACUCGUUUCUAGAGCUUCUGCGGCACCGCCUACCUUCGUCUAUGGACCAUAUGCUUCACUUCAUCUACCUGGCUUACUCGAUAAUAGCGUUGCUUUAUGAGACGGUGCCGAUAUUUGAGGAUACUUGGGUUGAGUACUUGGGUGAUCUUGGGAGAUAUCGUAUGGCCAUUGAAGGCGACGACUGGAAGGACUGUGAAGUUUGGACAUCCAACAGCAUGUAUUGGUAUUCAAAAGCAAGUGAUAAGGCACCUACAGCAGGACGACUAUACCACCAUCUUGCUAUUCUUGCGCGGCCACAUAGGCUCCAUCAGCUCUUCUAUUACUCAAAGAGCCUCUGUGUCCCUAUUCGCUUUCAACCAGCCCGCGAGAGCAUUAUGACUCUUUUUGCCACCCAGCUCCAAGAUACUGAUGAUGCUUUUAUCCAAGCCCAUGGUAUCCUCUUCUCUGGGCGUAGCCAAGAACUCGCACCCCCUGUGGACAGGUUCAUCGCCAAUCUUGAUAACUAUAUCGGACGGACGACGCGACGAUGGAUGGAGAGUGGGUGCCAUGUUAGCAUCACACUUGGCUGCUCCCUUCUCGAAUACGGCAGCGAAUCUAACGUCCUUAUGCGAUCGAUCAAGCCAGGGGGUACACAGGGAGGUCACGCUGCCGCCCCAUCCCAACAGUUUCUUGAUGCCCUGGACUUCACCUGCCGCACACACGACGUUGUCUUUCGACGCUUCGGCGACCAAAGCGUUACCCCUUAUCUCCACGUUACCCUCUCUUUCCUCUACUACUUUUCAAAAGUCGCCGCCAUUACUUAUAUCGAAGCCAAGAUCCCCUGGAAACUUAUCUCGUCUAUGCUCAACGCGCUGGUCGGUACCUGUUCAGACUUUGAUAGCAUUAAAGAUACGAAGUUUCCCCCGAGGAAAAGCCCACGACCAUUGCCGGACGACUUCGCCCAGCGCGGUCUCAUUUGGGCAGAGAACUACUACCCCGACGACUGGUUCACUGCCGCGAUCGAUUACGACGAGAAGUGUUUCGAAGUGGCAUCCAUGAUGGAAGAGAGACAGGACCGAUGUCUAUGGUUAGGACAUCGCAUAGCAACAUCAGCCUCAGGCAGGUGGCUGACGUACGACAAGCAUACGAAGCAGUUCAGUGUCGCGGCGCAGUAUGAUGUCGACAUUGACGGCUUGACGACGGUCUAA
Messenger RNA from Colletotrichum aenigma, 1788 nucleotides. RefSeq names its product EST/SMG-like protein 1 (gene ESL1). Gene Ontology annotation, cellular component: telomerase holoenzyme complex. Gene Ontology annotation, biological process: nuclear-transcribed mRNA catabolic process, nonsense-mediated decay. The record is from RefSeq and is a predicted model, not a curated record. Gene Ontology annotation, molecular function: protein binding; telomeric repeat DNA binding; telomerase RNA binding. The transcript is spliced from 2 exons. The coding region runs from base 1 to 1788 and encodes 595 amino acids. NCBI's taxonomy places the organism in Eukaryota, Fungi, Ascomycota, Sordariomycetes, Glomerellales, Glomerellaceae.